UUAUAGAGCAUGGGGUUUUGGCUCAACCCGAGCACAACUGAAAUUCCGGAGUUACGCCAGUAAAUCGAUUUGGGGUUUCAAAUUGAGCUAAAAGCUCAUCAGAAAAAUGGACAACCUAUCGAAUGCGUUUUCGGUGCUGGAGAUUGACGUUGAAGACCAUCAUCCCCCUUCCGCUUCCAAAGUUCCAGGUAAGAGCAAAGGGAACGGCAAGGGCUCAACUGAAUUGAAACCGGCAUCACUUUCCGAGAACUACAAGUUACCCCUUGUGUGGAUUGACUUGGAAAUGACUGGUUUGGAUAUUGAGUUUGAUAGAAUAUUGGAGAUCGCUUGUAUAAUUACAGAUGGAAAUCUUGUCAAAUCAUUGGAGGGACCUGAUCUGGUUAUUCAUCAAUCUAAAGAGUGUUUAGAUAGAAUGGGGGAAUGGUGUCAAAAUCAUCAUGCAGCUAGUGGAUUGACAAAGAAAGUGCUUCAAAGUACAAUUAGUGAAAGAGAAGCUGAAAAACAGGUCAUAGAAUUUGUGAAGCAAAAUGUCGGUACAUACAGACCUCAUUUAGCAGGAAAUUCUGUUUAUAUGGAUUAUCUCUUUCUAAAGAAAUAUAUGCCAGAUUUGGCUAGUCUCUUCUCUCAUGUAGUUGUUGAUGUGAGCAGUGUAAGGGCUCUUUGCAUUCGCUGGUAUCCAAGAGAUCAAAAGAAAGCCCCUGCCAAAGAAAAGAAACACAGAGCCAUGGAUGAUAUCAGAGAGAGCAUAUUAGAACUCAAAUACUUCAAGGAGACCAUUUUUAAAGGAAAGUCUAAUAAGUGAAUGUCAAUUGCUUUUGGAGACAAUUUGAUACAAUAGCUUUGCUACUCUUUGUUGACAACACAUUAGGUGAUUCAAGUUUUAAUAUAAUAACUGUGAUAUGUAAAAUUAUAUUUGGUAAUCGACC
Messenger RNA from Hibiscus syriacus, 926 nucleotides. RefSeq names its product oligoribonuclease-like. Gene Ontology annotation, cellular component: mitochondrion. The transcript is spliced from 8 exons. Gene Ontology annotation, molecular function: nucleic acid binding; 3'-5'-RNA exonuclease activity. Bases 107 to 802 code for a protein of 231 amino acids. The record is from RefSeq and is a predicted model, not a curated record. Lineage: Eukaryota; Viridiplantae; Streptophyta; Magnoliopsida; Malvales; Malvaceae.